GCCCCGGGCCCCGCCCCUCCCCUCCCGACCCCACCCAUCCCCACCUCCUGCCGCAAUCUUGGCGGGAAGACGCCGGCAGCUAAACUGCGGAAAGAUGUUUGGACCGCUCGCGGAGGCCGAGGAGAAGGCAGGCUCCAGACAGCGGCUGCAGGUGAAUGAAUAUAAGGAAAACCAAAACAUCGCCUAUGUAUCUCUGAGACCGGUACAAACUACAGUUUUAGGAAAAACAGCUAAGGUGUAUCUUGUCCCCUUUUCACUCAGUAACUACAAGCCGGACCAACUUACGCGCCCCAAAUCCCUAUUAGAUAAGAAUUCCAACAAUGAAGUGGCAUGUAAGAAAUGUAAGAAGGCUGAAAUAGAGAAAACUUGCAGAAAGAUUCUAACUCCAAAGAUGGAAGCCACAUCUUCCAAGGCAGAAUCCACUUUGCAAAAAUCAUCCUUAGAUGUUUAUGCUGAAAGUAACAAGUGGCAAUGCAAGAGCACUUCAGAUACAGUGAUUCUCAGUGCUGAUGCAGAAAGCAGUCAGGAUGGAGACAGUGAUGAAGAUACCACACCAGGCCUGGAUGAUUUUUCAGGAUUGUCACCAUAUGAAAGGAAGCGACUGAAGAACAUAUCAGAAAAUGCAAACUUUUUUGCUUCUCUUCAGUUAUCUGAGUCAGCUGCACGGCUCCGUGAAAUGAUCAAGAAGAGGCAGCCUUCUGAAUCCAAAAGAAAGAAGCCUAAGAAGAAAGAAAAUGGGACUGGAUGUAGAAGGUCAAUGCGAUUACUAAAAGUUGAUCCUUCAGGAGUUCCAUUACCAGCAACUCCAACCCAGCCAAUAUUAGUAGCUGAUGAAAAUCCUUUGUUACCUCCUGGGCCUUUAGAAAUGACUCCUGAAAAUCGAGAUAUUAACAGUGAAAUAUUUAAAGGAUUUCUACAGACUUGGGCAGAAGUGAGCAAGACAGGUAGUAAAAACAAUGAGAAGGAGUUAUCUAGCAUUAAAAGCUACAAAGCCAAUUUAAAUGGCAUGGUCAUUAGUGAAGAUACUGUUUGUAAAGUUACCAAAGGCUCAAUAUCCUCAAUGGCUCUUCAUCCAUCAGAAAUUAAAACUUUGGUGGCAGCUGGGGCCAAAUCUGGGCAAGUUGGACUUUGGGAUUUGACUCACCAACCUAAAGAAGAUGGAAUUUAUGUUUUUCAGCCCCAUAGUCAACCAGUUAGCUGUCUUUACUUCUCACCGGCCAAUCCAGCUCACAUACUGUCACUGAGCUAUGAUGGCACAGUACGCUGUGGAGAUUUUUCCAGGGCUAUUUUUGACGAGGUGUACAGAGAUGAAGGAAGUAGCUUUUCCUCUUUUGACUUCUUGGCAGAAGAUGCCUCUACUUUAAUAGUAGGUCACUGGGAUGGAAGUAUGUCUCUAGUGGAUAGACGGACGCCUGGAACUUCUUACGAGAAACUUAUCAAUUCUUCUUUGAGCAAAAUAAGAACUGUUCAUGUCCACCCAGUGCAUAGACAGUAUUUUAUCACUGCGGGAUUAAGGGAUAUUCAUAUUUAUGAUGCAAGGCGCCUGAAUCCCAGUAGAAGCCAGCCUUUGAUCUCUUUGACUGAACACACAAAAAGCAUUGCUUCUGCCUAUUUUUCACCUCUUACUGGUAACAGAGUAGUAACCACAUGUGCGGAUUGUAAGCUAAGAAUCUUUGACAGCAGCUGUAUAUCUUCAAAGAUUCCUCUUCUCACCACCAUCAGGCACAACACCAUCACUGGGCGAUGGUUGACCAGGUUCCAAGCUGUAUGGGACCCUAAACAAGAAGACUGUGUCAUAGUUGGCAGUAUGGCCCAUCCACGGCGAGUGGAAAUCUUCCAUGAGACAGGAAAGUCAGUGCAUUCUUUCCUUGGUGAAAGCCUUGCGUCUGUAUGUUCUAUCAAUGCUAUGCACCCAACUCGGUAUAUUUUGGCUGGAGGUAAUUCCAGUGGGAGGAUACAUGUUUUUAUGAAUUAAGUAAGCUGCAGUUACUUAAUUGGUUUGGCAACAGCAAUUUGUACAAAUUAAUCAUUGUCUGAGGAGCCCACUAAUUCAUAUGGCUAAGUCUGUUUACUUGGUAAUAUGUUCUGUUUAGCAACUAUAAAAUUGCUUAGUUAAUAAGAACCAUGAGCAGAAUGUACUUUUAGUAAGGGAGAAGCCUUAUAUGCUGCUUCUACAGGGUGGGGAGGGAAUUUGAGGGGAGUCUGUGAUGCUUCAGCACUUUUAAAUCAAGCAGAAUGUUGAAAAAUUCUAACAUUAUUAAUGAUAAAGCUUUGAGUGAUCAGUAUUAAAAGUUUUUGUGGUUUUGAUUCUAUAGUGAUAUAUAUAGAUUUGUGGUUUAUUUUAUAGUUUGGAGUGAAUAUUCAUUUAGACUCAUACACUGGAAGGGGUCCUGAAAGGUCAUCUAACUUGGUGAUUUUGAAACUUAAUUUUUUAAACUUUUCCCUCUGCCUUGAAAUUUAAUCUUACAUGAAAUCCCAGGAUAAUUGCUGAGAAGCUUUGGUUUACUUGGGCAGGGCCUGUGUCUAUGUGUGUUGACCCUUUCCCUUCUCUGUCAUCUACGUGGCUCUUGAGACACAGCCAAGGAGUCCCAGGGCCUGAAGGUGCGGGGUUUGGAUCUACCCGAUCCCUGUAAUCCAGUGCCAGAUUACCUUCAGACCAGUGUUUCCCCAAUUGUGGGUUGUAGUUAUCCAUCCACAUGAAAUCAAUUAACUGGCCAUGAGCAGGGUUUAAAAAAAUGAAAAGGAGAGAAAUAGUAAAGAAUAGAAAACAUAAUUAGAAUAAGUAUUCUUUUGUGAAACUUAGUUCCAUACGCAUACAUAUUUGUAGGUAUACAUGCGUAUGUAUAUUCUGAUGUAAAAUGUGUUUCUUUAUUACUGUGUACUUCGGGUCGCAGUUAAAGAAGUGAAAGCUUCCUCCCUUAGAAGGUUGCAGAGAGCCUUGUCCAUCUCUGUCUUUAAACUCUCCAGAGGAGAUUGCGUAGCCUGGGGAAGUGUUGUGAAAUAUCAUUUUUGUCAUUUCUUCAUAAAAUUUUUUUUUUCAGAAGCUAUGGCAAUUUGAAUGUGUCUGUUGCUGGAAGGGAAGCUACUAAAUCGGUGACUACUAUCACUCUGUGACAUUACCUAUCCAACUUUAUUUCAUUGUUCUUCAUUGUCAAAGUACUACUGAAAGGGUAUUGUAAAUAACUGCAGCAAUAUGUUUGAUUUCUAAGAGGAACUAUUAUCUUUUCAUAAUUAUAUAUCAUAGAAAUAAAGUGAUGUGUAUCA
Molecule: messenger RNA, 3264 nt
Organism: Phacochoerus africanus (Common warthog)
Lineage: Eukaryota; Metazoa; Chordata; Mammalia; Artiodactyla; Suidae
Gene: WDR76
Product: WD repeat domain 76
Exons: 13
Coding region: 95-1975 (626 amino acids)
Biological process (GO): regulation of DNA damage checkpoint
Cellular component (GO): nucleus
Molecular function (GO): protein binding; DNA binding
Source: RefSeq, a predicted model, not a curated record